AAACUAUAUGCGUCACAAUAGCCGCAAUAGAGCGUGGUUAGGACUUCUUGUUAGCGUAAAAAAAUAGGGUAAGUCUUUAUUAUUCAAAAUUUAUUUUAUGUGGACGAGAAGCCUAACGUCUUUUGUAUGCAUAAUUCUAACAUAUUAAGUAUAUUAGAAUUAUGAGAACAGGACGAUUUCUUAGUUUAUCUAUUAAGUCAUUUAUUUUUGUAAAUUAUUUCAAAAUCAUGGUAAAGUAAGACGAAAACCGAUCGUUGAUGUUUAUGACUCAAAAGUCUCAAAUGUUAAUGAUACGAUACAAAAUGACAAAAAUAUUUCAGAACAUUUCGGAAAUUGAAACAUGUGUAGGGAAAGAAUCGUGAUUUUGACAACAUAUUGUAAAAUCAUCAAAAUCAAUAAGGAAAUUAAGUAAGUAAUUACUAAAGUUAAUUAUUUUUAAAUUAAAAUAAUUUUAAAUUAGAUGAUAAAAUUAUUAAUAUAACUAAUAAUUAUAUUACAUGAUAGAAUUAUUAAUAUAACUAAUUAAUAACUUUUCUUUUUAGAAAUAUAAAAAAAGAUAUGUUAUAGGAAUGUAACAAAAGAUAUAUUAUAAAUUCUUUAAGAAAGUAAGUACUAAUGAUCUUGUUUAAAAAGAAACAUAUUUUUCUUUAGUAAGUAUAAUAAUAUAACAAAAAUGAAAUAAAUAUUAAAAAUAUAUAAAUAUACAAUAUAUUAGCUAUAAUACUUAUUAAUAUUUUCAUUUACGUUUCAUUACGUAAUAUUUUACUUAAAUACAGAUACAUCCUAUUAGAUCUUUUAUGAAAUAUUUAUAAAAAUUCUAUCCCCUUUGAUGUUUCCAUCUUCCUAUGUACUUAUCAGAGAUUCAAACAUUUCCUUUAUGUCGUUAAUAGUAUUGAAGUAACUUAAAAUUAAGAAGAGCAGUUAGUAAUUAAAAAUUAAAGAUAAUUACAUUGAAAUAGAAAGAGAAAUUAAAUGUUGAAAUAUAUUUGUUAAUAAAAUUAUACAAUUAUAAAAUCAAAAUUAUAAGUGUAAUAAGCAAUACAUAAAAUUAUAAUGUAAAUAAAUAAUAUAUAGUAUACAUAGUAGAAAAAAUAAUUGUUUUUUUUCUUAUAUGCAAAUUAUACAAAUUACAUAAAUAAUAAAUCACAAGAGUCAAUCAUCUUAUUUCUCAAAAUUUUAAUAGUGAAAUAGUACAAUAAUUAUUUUUCAAUGAUUUAUGUAUUCAAGACAUUUUUGAUUUUCCCUACAAGAUGCAAAAGAAAUAUUUUAUUAAAGAAAUGUUUUAUUAAAAAGUUACUAUAAAUAUGAUUUAUUUUUCAUUCAGUAUGAAUAGAUGAGAAUUAACGAUGCUGAUUAACAUUUUUAGUCAUCAUUCUUUAAAUAUUACAUAAAUAAAUUUUUAAACUUUUAUUAUCUUUUUAAGCAAAAAUUAAUAUGAUUAUAUGAUCUGUGAAAUUCAUAAUGCAUUUAUUAAAAUUAAUGAAAAUCAAUAAGAAAUGAAUUACGUAAUAUAAUUCAUAGAUAUCAAUUUUAUAUAUGUAAAAAUGGAUAAUGCUUUAAAAUAGAUCAGUCAACAUCAUCAAAUUGUUUCUUUAGUUUCUUUAGUGAAUCAAGUAUUAUUUUGUAUUACUAUUGUAAUUUUUUCAUAAAACAUUUAUCGUGAAAUAUGUUCCUUUUUUUUUAUUUAAUUUGGACUGUAAUUGAUAUUAAUCCACUUUACUUAUAAAAUAGACUUUUGUAGAUUUUCAUCUAGAGAAUAGGCAAUAUUUAAUCUAUAUUUAAUAAGAAUAUUUUCUUUUUCUUCUCUUACAAAGCAGCCAAAUAUGAAUCUUAGGGUUUAAAGAUUAUUAUAUCAAAUAUCUUUUAAAUUAUGUUACAUUCAUUAUCAUAGUCCUCAGAAAUAUUUCAUUUGAUUUUUAAAUGGUAUGUUACCAAAUUCUAUACACAAUAUUACAGAUAAAAGUUAGAACAUCUGUAGAAAUCUUUUACUACUUGUAUGUAACAUGUACAUAUACUUGGUAAUACUUGGUUACCAUGAUUUGAAAGAUCAUUACUCCAUACAUUUAUUUAUAAUGCCCUUUUUAUUUAAUUAGUUAUUUUUUAAUAUAUUCAAAUAGUUAUUCUUACUAGAAGCGCAUUUUUUUGUUUUAUUUAUUUAAUACUUUAAUACUAAGAAGCAGUAACUGUAUAUAAUAGUUUAAUAAUAAAUAGUAUAACAAAUAAUAGUUUAAUAAUAAAUAGUAUAAUAAAUAAUAGUUUAAUAAUAAAUAGUAUAAUAUAUAAUAUACAGAAUGAAGCAAUUGAUUAUUUUGAACAUCUCCGUUUUUAAAGAUAUAAAAAAAAUUUUUAAACAAUUAUUUAAUAUAGAAGAGACCAUAAUAUGAAAGUAAUAAUUUCUUCUAACUGGAAAAUAGAAAAUCAUUUCAAAGUUACCUCCACUUUAUUUAAAUAAAAUGAUAUAUUUUUUUACUCCAUUAAUCGAUCAUACUCGACAUUCUCUAUACAAAAAUAUUAACUUGUGUAUGUUGAAAUAUUAUUAAUUCAGUAGAUAUUUUAAAUUUAUAAGGUUUAUUAUAUGAAAGACAAGGGAAGACAAUCGCAAUAUUCUUUAUUCAUAUUGUCCUUGUAUUUUAUGCAUAAAUUUAAAGUUAAUUUUAAUCCUUUGUCCUCGACAAACUAUUUUGUAUCAUCUACUUUUGUAUCAACAAUUUAUUUAUGAAGCAUCAUUACUUUGCAUUGGAGAUAAUAAUUCAAAUGGUAUUUAAUAAUGGUAUUUAAAGUUUUCACACUAAUAUGCAAAUGCAUAUUAGCACUUUAUUUGAAUGAGUAAAUAAACAUGACAAUUUCGUGUAAUAUUAUAAUAUUUACUCUCUUACUCUUGAGAUUCUGAAGUAUUAAAUAUAUGUGGCAACAUUUAGUGGGAUAAAAGUUAUUUUUUGAAACUGGCUUUUCAUUUCUUUGGUAAAUAAAUGAUUUUGUUUUAUUACAUGUAUCAUUUUUAGUCUAUUAACUGUAAUAAAAUGACUCAAUUUUGUGCUUUUUCAAUACGUAAUACACUAUGAUCUAAAAUGUUUUUAUCUUAUAAUAUUGACUAUAAACCUGUCAUUCAGUACUAAUCAACAAUUUUUUAUCAAUAAAGUUCAUAUUUGCUAGCAACUAAAUGAUAAUCGUUUGGUCGUUCUGCCUUUUGAAAUUCCCAAAUAGAAAAAUGUAUAAGAGAUAUAAAUGUGAUCUCACAAUUAUUUCUUGAGAACAGACCGCUGAUAUUUCAAACAUGAGACAAGUUAUUUGAAAGAAGGUGCAUUGAAUGAUUAGGUACAAUAGAAUUGACGUCGAAUGCGUAAAUCAGAGAAUUAUUAGUUAUUUUUAUAGGGGAUACGUUCUUCUGGCCUACUACCAGAAUCAAUAAAUAUAAUGUGAAGGAUGUAUUAUCGGGACGCGGUACCGUUAGGCCUAUAAAAUAA
Heterotrigona itama is the source of this 3464-nucleotide messenger RNA. NCBI's taxonomy places the organism in Eukaryota, Metazoa, Arthropoda, Insecta, Hymenoptera, Apidae. The record is from the annotation of a GenBank genome assembly.